Molecule: messenger RNA, 1524 nt
Organism: Thalassophryne amazonica
Lineage: Eukaryota; Metazoa; Chordata; Actinopteri; Batrachoidiformes; Batrachoididae
Gene: tgfb5
Product: transforming growth factor, beta 5
Biological process (GO): SMAD protein signal transduction; transforming growth factor beta receptor signaling pathway; regulation of cell population proliferation
Cellular component (GO): extracellular region
Molecular function (GO): growth factor activity; type III transforming growth factor beta receptor binding; cytokine activity
Source: RefSeq, a predicted model, not a curated record
CUGUAGUUACCAGAUCCUCGGCGGACAAUGUGGCUCGCGCACCUGGCGCUCGUGCUGCUGCUCCGCUUCUCCGGUGUCGCGGACGGACUCAACACGUGCCAGUCCAUCAACCUGGACGAGCAGAAGUCGCGGCGCAUCGAGGCGGUCCGCGGACAGAUCCUCAGCAAGCUCCGCAUCCGCAGCCCGCCGGACGACGACGACCUGCCGUCUUCGGGCUCCGUGCCCGCCGAGGUCAUGCUGCUCUACAACAGCACGCGGGAGCUGCUGAACGAGCGCGCGCGACAGGCCGAGUCCGCCUGCGAGCGCGAGAGCAGCGAGGAGGAUUAUUACGCCAAAGAGGUUCAGAGGAUCAACAUGACGCCGCCCCGAACCGACACCAAUGCAGUGCACCCGGCGCCCGCCAGCCCCCAUUACAAAGUCAUCCACUUUGAUGUCAGCAGAGUGGACCUAACCAACAGCACACUGGUUAAAGCUGAGUUCAGAAUCUUCAGGGCUCCAAACCCGCAGGCACGGGCCACAGAGCAGCGAGUGGAGAUCUAUCAGUUGCUGCAGCAUGAUGAAGACAGCACCUCCACUCAACGUUAUAUCGACUCCCGCACUGUUCAGCCUCGGGCAAAGGGCACCUGGAUCUCUGUGGACGUCACUGAAACCGUAAAGGACUGGGUAUCAAAUGCAGAGAAUAAUCUCGGUCUGAAGCUGGGUGUCCACUGUCCAUGCUGCACCUUUGUCCCCUCCACCAACAACAUUGUUCCCAAUAAAAGUGAGGAGCUGGAAGCUUUCUUUGCAGGUGUGGAUGAUGAGAAGCUUCGAAUGUUAAAAAAAUCAGGCCAGAUUAAAGGCCAGGCAGAUUUCAGCACCAAAAUGCCACACAUCAUCCUCACCCUGCUACCCAGCGAUCGGGUGGACAACCCAGCCAGGAAGAACCGCAAGAGGCGGGCAGCCACCACAGACACCACAACCUGUUCCCGUAGCUCAGACCAGGGUUGCUGCCUACGAUCGCUGUACAUUGACUUUCGUCGCGACCUCAACUGGAAGUGGAUCCAUGAACCAAAAGGCUACAAAGCCAACUUCUGUGCCGGCAGCUGUCCUUACCUCUGGAGUGCCAACAACCACUACAACAUGAUCCUGCCCCUGUACAAUAAGCUGAACCCCGAGGCGUCGGCCUCGCCCUGCUGUGUGCCGCAAGACCUGGAACCUCUCACCAUCAUGUACUUCAUUGGCCGCACGCCACGUGUUGAGCAACUCUCCAAUAUGGUCGUCAAAUCCUGCAAGUGCCGCUGAGGGCGGAAAAGGUGAGGGAAGCAAAAACGGAGGAUGGCAAACACAGGAGAAAAACGUUAUCUCAGAGAGACAAUGAGACGCAUGGACCUAAACAGACUUGUGAGAUAUUAUUUUUUUACAUUACCCAAGUAUGGUGUACGUACCCGUUCUCUCCAAACAUGAAACCAUAAAAAAAGUCAUGAUGCUCUUGAUGUAGGACACUGUAAAUAUGAAAUAGAUGAAUUAAAGCUGUAUUUGAAUAUU